Microdochium trichocladiopsis is the source of this 863-nucleotide messenger RNA. RefSeq lists its product as uncharacterized. The coding region runs from base 93 to 695 and encodes 200 amino acids. The record is from RefSeq and is a predicted model, not a curated record. NCBI's taxonomy places the organism in Eukaryota, Fungi, Ascomycota, Sordariomycetes, Xylariales, Microdochiaceae. The transcript is spliced from 3 exons.
GCCCUGCUCGACUCCAAAGUUCGAACUUCUAGCUUUUCGUCCUUUCGCACGCCAAUCGUCGUUCUCCGUGCUGCACAUAGCUUCAAAGGAAAAUGCGCAUCCGUCUUCCCUUCGCGGCUGUGUUUGUAAGCCUCUGCUUCCUCGCGGGAUACGCCGGCCUCUCCACACUCCAGCUUGGAGCCUACGUAAACGACAAAGUCCUCCAUGCCGCGACCUUCUUCAUCCUCACCGUCGUCUUUUACUGGAUCGUCGACACCAACCGCAGACGAACCCUCAACCUCACGCUAGUCGCGUGCACGCUCGGCCUCGGUGUCGGAUCCGAGUUCGUCCAGGCUGCGAUACCCAACGGCCGCGAGUUCGACCUCUACGACAUCAUCGCGAACAUUGUGGGCAGUGCGGCUGGGCUGGCGCUGUGUACAUGGUACCACAUGCGGAUGCUCGAGCGGAAGCGACAGAGCAGGUACCAGAGCGUGCCGGGGCAAGACAUUACCGAUGUUGAGCUCGGCGAGGGCGUGAAUGGUCAAGAGGAAGGCAUCACUAUGGGGUCGUCAGGCUUGCGAGACAGAACCCUGGAGGAAGAGGUCGGCAAUUGGGAUGAGAACGGUCAGGAUGCUUGGGAUGAAGACGAGGAAGAAGAAGAGGAGGAGGAGGAGGAGGAUAGCGAGGAUGACAGAAAGGGAAAAGCACCCAAGUAAAGUCCUUGAGCGGCUACACAUGUCACGCAGUAGCCAUGGCAUCUCCGCGUACCAUCGAGUAUUUUCUCCUCGUGAAAGUUUCCAGGCUGUGCAUCUCUAUCCCUGUCUUGAUGUAUGGUCGGCCACCGAUAGAAUUGAAUGAAAAUUUGAAGCACGCUGUUCAUGGCU